UCGGCCUAAGGAAGUCGUCGCGUCCGCCACUUCGCUCUGCUCAGCCCCGCCUCGUUCCAACUCUGCGGGUUUCCGCUUCCAUGGCUUCGCCUCCUCUCUCCUCCCCCAGCGGCGACGACGGCGGAUCUCUCGUGGCGGAUCCCGGCUCUCAGGCCGGAAGUGCCGCCGGGAGCUUGCAGGGCGGCGACGGAGUACUCUCCGCGCCGCCCGCCGUAGCAGGACCCGGCGCCUUCCCCGCUUGCUCCUCCGGCGGGGGAGACGACGCGGAGUACGGGUUCCAGCGGCCUGGGUUCGGAAAGGGGCCGCUGGUGGGCACGGUCCAGCCCUACGAUCGGCACCUGUUCCUCUGCUAUAAGUCGCCGGAGGUGUGGCCCUCGCACGUCGAGGGGUCGGAGUCCGACCGCUUGCCGAGGUUCCUGGCGGGUGAGAUCAAGAACUGGGCGUCCUCGAUCGAUAAGAAGACUCGUCUUACCAUAUGUGAAGGAGUGGAUGGCACUGAUUUCUCAAAUGGUGAUGUCUUGAUCUUUCCAGAUAUGAUAAGAUACAGGCGACUAACACAUUUCGAUGUUGAACAUUUUGUUGAUGAAGUGCUUAAGAAAAACUCUGAGUGGCUUCCUUGUACACCUGAGCCACUUUCAGGUUCAUACAUUUUUGUAUGUGCUCAUGGAAGCCGAGAUCGGAGGUGCGGUGUUUGUGGCCCCAUUCUGAUUAAAGGAUUCAAAGAAGAAAUAACAUCACGAGAUCUGCAGGGUCAAGUAUUUGUUAGCCCUUGCUCGCACAUUGGUGGACACAAGUACGCAGGAAACGUUAUAAUAUUUAGCCCAAAUGCCAAUGGACAAGUAGCAGGGCAUUGGUAUGGAUAUGUGACUCCAGAUGAUGUGCCCAUAUUGCUUGAACAGCACAUUGGAAAAGGAAAGAUUGUUGAUCACCUGUGGAGGGGACAGAUGGGGUUAUCCGAAGACGAACAGAGAGCUGCUCAGAAUCUUAGGCUCCAGCUCAAUGGGGAAUUGGAUCAGAACAGUUAUAAUGACUCCAUUGAUACUACCACCGGGAGCAACGGCCGUGCCAGCAGUGUAAUGUCUGGCACAGGUGGCUGCUGUCAGGGAUCUGGUGAGGCUUCUUGUUGCCAAGUCAAAUCAAAGAAGGAAAAACCAGAAAGUCAGUGUGCACGAGAGCAGGAGGCGGCUCAAGACAUUGUGCAGAAGAGUAGCAGCAAGGAUGGCAACGUUAGUAGCCGCAAAGAGCCCAGUACUAGGAAGCUCUGCCCGAUGCCUACCUGGUUCGAGUGCUGGGAACGGGAAGAUACCUAUGCAGCUCUUGCUGUGGUUGCAGCCAUUGCUUCUGUUGCCGUUGCCUAUAGCUAUUAUAGGCAGCUCAGAUGAGAAUGUUCUGAUGCUCCAAGGACAACCCUUUUGCUGCUUGGGCUUCGUUUAACUCGUUUAAGAUACAUACUUAAUGUUGUGUGUGUGAUUUUAUGAGGCAAUCAAUGCUAGAGGACUGAGUGAUAACAUAAUAAGAUGUAUGAUGGCCGAGACCACAGGUGGUUUUUAAUGUGUCAUUUGAAGUGGCACGUUCUGCACUGUGCUAUUUAUAUGUACUGGUGGUGUAGGUUUACAACAUGAAUACAUUUGACUGACUUGUAUGCAUGCUUGGAAAUGGAUGUUAUUUAGCA
Molecule: messenger RNA, 1672 nt
Organism: Musa acuminata AAA Group (dessert banana)
Lineage: Eukaryota; Viridiplantae; Streptophyta; Magnoliopsida; Zingiberales; Musaceae
Exons: 5
Coding region: 81-1382 (433 amino acids)
Source: RefSeq, a predicted model, not a curated record